Molecule: messenger RNA, 1313 nt
Organism: Sus scrofa (pig)
Lineage: Eukaryota; Metazoa; Chordata; Mammalia; Artiodactyla; Suidae
Source: RefSeq, a predicted model, not a curated record
UCCUCCCUGGACACUUGUCCUCCCUGGAGUUCCUGGAGCUACGGAGAGGUGGGGAAGGGGGUGGAGAUCUUGGACCAUCACAGAAAUGCUUGGCGAGGUUUUAAAACCUUUCCUGCACCAACCAGACUGCACUCGAAAAUGUCUUUCGAGCCCCAAGGAGUUAAAAGAGUUAAACCUUGCCAAUGGACCUGAUUGGUUUUGGUUAUGCAGCCCUGGUGACGUUCGGAAGCAUUUUGGGCUAUAAGCGGAGAGGUGGUGUUCCGUCUUUGAUUGCUGGUCUUUUUGUUGGCUUUUUGGCUGGCUAUGGAGCUUACCGUGUCUCCCUUGACAAGCGAGAUGUAAAACUGUCCCUGUUUACAGCUUUCUUCCUGGCCACCAUAAUGGGGGUGAGGUUUAAGCGAUCCAAGAAAAUAAUGCCAGCUGGGCUGGUUGCAGGUUUGAGCCUCCUGAUGAUCCUGAGACUUGUCUUAUUGCUGCUCUGAGAAUCCAGAGGAACUGAAAUCUAAAUUCUCGUCAUUCUACCAUAACGGGCAAAGCCUCCUCUUUGUAUUGAAAAGAUAAAUUUCGAUAAUGAAGGUUCAACAUGGUCUUAUUUUAUGUUAGAAACUACAACAGAAACACUGUCACUUCUAAUAUGGACACUAGUUUGGUUUUUUUUUUUUUUAAGCAAAUGGUUUAACUGUUUUCUAACUGUCUGAUAUUGGUUUCAUUAAAGAUAUUUAAUAAAUCGUAAUAUCAUAUAUCUUUGAUUUGCUGUGUCAUGUUUUAUAGAUGUGACACUUUUUUUUUUUUUUUGACAGUUCCAAAUACCCAUGUCUGAAGUAAAUGUAAAUUAAACUACAACUGAUCAGAUGAUGGGACACCCUAAGUGGGCUUCACAAAAUGCUAAUGUAGCUGUUUGUCAUUUGUGUUGUUUUUUUUUUUAGGGCUGCACCCAUGGCAUAUGGAGGUUCCCAGGCUAGGGGUCAAAUCAGAGCUGUAGCUGCUGGCCUAUGUCACAGCCAUAGCGGUGCCAGAUCCGAGCCACAUCUAUGACCUACACUGCAGCUCAUGGCAACGCGGGAUACUUAACCCACUGAUCAGGGCCAGGGACCAAACCUGUAUCCUCAUGGAUACUAGCUGGGUUCAUUUCCACAAAGCUGCAGUGGAAACUCCCUAUAUGUCAUUUGUAUUAUUUUUGAAAAUUUUUUCCCAUUUUAGUUGUAUCACUGCCAAUGUUUUUUUUCCUUCAAAAAAACCUCAUCCCCAGCACACUAUGUACUUAACAGAAUGUAUUCAGUAUUCAAAUAAAAGACAUUCUUUUUUAAACCUGA